Messenger RNA from Phymastichus coffea, 648 nucleotides. RefSeq lists its product as uncharacterized. The transcript has 5 exons. The record is from RefSeq and is a predicted model, not a curated record. NCBI's taxonomy places the organism in Eukaryota, Metazoa, Arthropoda, Insecta, Hymenoptera, Eulophidae. The coding region runs from base 1 to 648 and encodes 215 amino acids.
AUGACGACUAUUUGGCGCUGCUCCGAGUUCUCAGCUCUGAAACUAGAAAGACUGAGGAUACAUCCGGUCGAGCAUCGCGUGCUGAGCAACGACGCGAAGCUCCAUGUACAGAAACGAAAGUUGACAAUACUCGAAGAUCUCGUGACAUCGCCGAGAAAAAGUGUGCCGUGGCUCGGGCGCACGGGCAACGCCAAGGCGCUCCUGCGGCACCUGCUCCUGUUGCUAGCGACAAUUCUGCUGGCAGUGGUAGUCGAGUCGAGUUUCCCCUACCCACUGCGCGCCUCUUGCUUGGUCCAAUGGCGGUUCGUCGAGGGAUGCGACUCGGUCAUACCGAAGUUGCGAGAGCAGAUACAAAACGUCGAAGACGAGACAAGCGACGGGGAUUAUCUUACGAUAAAGGCGACACGCGUCGAGCCGAAAACCAAUGCAAUCGAUUGUAUCCAUAUCGUUUUUGCCAACUCGACCGAUUCCGGCUGCAUAGCUAUGGCUCAAUCGGAAGCGAGACACUGGUACAGCAUUUUCGACGACGGCAGAAAUUAUUGCAAUUUGUGGGAGCUGAUCUAUAGAGCGGGCUACGAUUUCGACGACUUUAUCGAGGAGACGGAAAAUGCCGACUGUACCCAAUAUAACAUGGUGCACUGCUGCUGA